Molecule: messenger RNA, 1101 nt
Organism: Synchytrium microbalum
Lineage: Eukaryota; Fungi; Chytridiomycota; Chytridiomycetes; Synchytriales; Synchytriaceae
Exons: 4
Coding region: 1-1101 (366 amino acids)
Source: RefSeq, a predicted model, not a curated record
AUGUCCACUCUAGAUUUCACCUCCACCGUAACACUCUCCGAUCUCCAGAAAUCCAAUUUCACAUCCUUCUUCUGGGGCUGCACCGUCUUCUGGCAAACCCGAGUCGUAAUCGACGCGUUACGGCUCUACCACCGUAAACGCAAAUCCCGGUCAUGGGUGAUUUACGUCAUGAAUGCACUCCAGGCGAUAUCCAUGCUGAUCAAGACACUGUCUGCGGCAAUAUAUGCUAUUAUCCUGGGACUGGACUGUGAUGCACGUGCGUGGAUGAUGAAUGUGUUUUUGGUUGUGGCUGUCGAGGCGAUUUAUGGGUUGUUGCUUGUUAAGUUGCUGCUGUUUACACCGUUUCGACGUGCUGCUCAAGUAUUUUUCGGGAUUGCUGUGUCAGUGCACUUUUUGUUGGUGCUGAGUGGGACUAUCAUGUCGACCGAUUCGAUUAAUUUGACGACGGGGCUGUGUGGGAAUAAGUACCCUAUCUUGUACAAGCAGCAGUAUACUAUUGAGGCAAUCAUUGAAGCAGUUACUUUCGGAUUACUCAUACAUGGGCUAACACAACAAUCAAGUGAUGCGUUUGCCAUAUUUGAGCAGUUGAGGAAUAAUGAGCAUUUACGGGUUUUUGCUGCCAUGAUCUUCAUAACCCUCAAAAUCAUAUUCACAUACACCCCCAUAACAUCCUUCGACGCCAGCGUCCUCACCCAUUCGGUCGAUACAGCGAGAUCAGCCCUCGUAUGCUGGGCCCUAAAUCGUGAAGACCACAAAGUAACGGCCGCACUCGAGAAAUCCAUGUCUACAGACCCGUCACGCCGUCUUGGCCCCAAAGGACCACAGCCAGAUAUUACUGAAUCGCAUAUUGAGAAAUCCGUGGGGUGGAAUAUAACGGGAGGGCAGAGACGGCAGCGUAAUGGGAAUAUGGAUGCUGUGAAAUCGAGAUAUGAUACGGAGGAUUGGGAAGGGUUUGAAGCUGGUGCGAGUAUUGUUAUUGCGGAGGAGAGUCCGCCGGCUAAGAGGAAGGAGGGUGCUGGUGUGCCUGAUUCCAGGUGGACGUUGACGAUUGAUGAGACUAUUGAGGAGAAGUCGUCGGCGGAGCAGUCGUCGAGGAGUUAG